Molecule: messenger RNA, 2081 nt
Organism: Synchiropus splendidus (mandarinfish)
Lineage: Eukaryota; Metazoa; Chordata; Actinopteri; Syngnathiformes; Callionymidae
Gene: pop5
Product: POP5 homolog, ribonuclease P/MRP subunit
Exons: 5
Coding region: 302-799 (165 amino acids)
Biological process (GO): tRNA 5'-leader removal
Cellular component (GO): ribonuclease P complex
Molecular function (GO): ribonuclease P RNA binding
Source: RefSeq, a predicted model, not a curated record
ACUAUCAUCUAAACAUACCUUGAUCUUAACAUAUGAUGUUAAAUAUUAUGGCUUGAGCUACACCUAGGCUUAUAUUUCCGUUCAUAACUAUUUAGGGUAAUUAAAGCGGAUCGUCAGCAUUAUUUAGUUUUAACUACGGUAUUGGCGUAUUUAAACUUGAUUAAUCAUUUGAUUUAGAAUUCCGAGUCUUUGGUACACGACGGCAUUCAAAAUAAAAUAUGUAUAAACCAGCAGGUGGCAGUAGUAGCGCAAGGUUUUGUUGACAGUAGCUGCUGUCAAGAGAAGAAGAAGAAGCGCGACCAUGGUGAGGCUGAAGUCGAGGUAUUUGCUGUGUGAAGUAAACGUGACCGACCCGACCAGCUUGCUGCAAAUUGAUGACCGUGCAGUGUCAGCAGCCGUGAAAGAUGCCGUGGCCCGCAUACACGGGGACUAUGGAGCGGCGCUGUGCAGCAUCAGAUUCCAAGUAAUAUAUUUGAACACCCACACUGGAAUCGUCUUCCUGCGUUUUCCAAAAAGUCACUACAAACUCCUGUGGUCUGCAUUACCUUUUAUAACAAGUAUUGAAACCCGCUGGCAGAAGAUCCCUUGUUUCCUCAACUGUCUGCAUGUAGGAGGGACCAUCAGAACAUGCCAGAAGUUUUUGAUCCGUUACAACACUCAUCAGCUUCAUCGAAUGUUACCAAAAUGUAAAACGGAAGAAGAAAAACAACAGGUUCGCAAGGCGAUUCUAAACUGCACGUUGACCAAAGAAAAAGGCUCACUUGAAGAUAUAUCACAAAGUGAAGAGGAAGAUGAGUGAGAUGACAACUUGAUGGAAAGUUAAUUUUCCAGUUUUCCAGAGUAAGUAAUUCCAGGAUGCCAGUUGUGUGUGUUCAUGCUUUUUUUAUGGAAAGUAUCCUGAAAAAAUGUGUUAAAAACUACAAUAUUUUAUUAUAUGUGUACCAUACUUGUUCAUUUUUUUCUGGAACAUGUAAAUAAACUUUAGUUUAAUUAUUCAAUCACGCUUUCAUUGUUGAUUUUAAAGGUAAAUAAUUUGUGCUGUCUGCAAGAACAAAACUUGUCCUUGUUAUAGAGAUCACAUCACCUUUUGAAAAAAAGCCUGCAGCCAAAACUUGGCCAGCUCUCCUUGUGACAUCCUGUCUGAGAGGCAUACGCUUAGUUUUGUUCAUAUGGUUUAUUUUACCUAUUUUGAAAAGAAAAGAAUCCCCCCACCACAAAACUCAAUCAUCGUUUCAUACUUGACUACAUUUUCAAGCAGCUUUUUCUUCCAGUCUUCUUAGUUCAGUUGUCACUAACAAAAAAAAUAAAUAAAUAAAAUAAUGGGAAAUCUAGAGGGCAACUUAUUAAUGCCUAAUGCAUGCAACACUAUUUAAUAGUCGUCUGUGGUGCUUUAUAAAGAUGUCUCUUAUCGUUUUUAAAUGGAAGGAUUAUGACGCGAAAUCGAGGCGGCUGAGUUUUGGAAAGACACUACAUCUCCCAUGAUUCCACCUGAUCGGUGCCAAAACAAACCUGCGGGCCAUACAAGAAACAUCCGGGUCCCUCAGAUCUGUGUCUGGCGACCCGUCGCCAUUACUGCAAGCUCGUACUUAGUAGGUCUCUGUUUUGCUCAAAAUCGCAACUGUGUCCGAUUUUUGUGUCGUCGGAAACAUUUGACUCCGACUCGGAGUGAACCGUUUUCCUUAAUCGAGAAAAGGACUUCAGUUUUGGGGUCUUGGCCCCGCGUGGCGAGCCGUCGUCCUCUCCUCUGCCAGGCUUCAUAACUUGAGACGCAGAAACGGUGUCUCUUCUUUUUUCUUGGGUUUGUUUUGUUGUCAAGAUGUCGCCGUGAUGGGGUCUCCGCGUUUGAUAGAAAUGAAUCAGGGCCUUGGCCGCCUGACCCGCACCUAUAGCAGCUCGCUUUUCUCGGUUGUUCUCGUUGACGCCGGAGAACUCGGCGUCUCUCCGCCUGGAUCCCGGCCUCAGUCCCGCUCACUGCUCGGAGAUAGACAUGGAGAAGAACCCCAGCAGCAGUACCAACUCCAAGGUUCCGCCCCGUUCCAGCUCUACAGGCCCAGCACCAGGAGAAUCUAAACCCAAAACAG